Molecule: messenger RNA, 3998 nt
Organism: Ictalurus punctatus (channel catfish)
Lineage: Eukaryota; Metazoa; Chordata; Actinopteri; Siluriformes; Ictaluridae
Gene: ugt5f1
Product: UDP glucuronosyltransferase 5 family, polypeptide F1
Exons: 2
Coding region: 835-2415 (526 amino acids)
Molecular function (GO): UDP-glycosyltransferase activity
Source: RefSeq, a predicted model, not a curated record
AACACGUUGAGAUCACGGAGACAUAUGAUAGAAAAGUCGUACGUUUGAGAAUAUGCGUUGCUUUCAAUCUAGUUAAAACAAAGACGGAUUAAAUGUUAUUAACCGCCGUGUCAUAAUAUAUUCAUGUUUUUCGUUAGCGGAAACUUUUCCAGUUCUUGGCUGUUUUUUGCGUUCAUAGGCCUGUUGAUUACUUUAUUUUUGUUUAUUUACAUGUAGACUGUGUAUGAAAAAAAAUUUAAUUAAAAUUAUUUUACUUGAUGCUGUCAUUCUUGUAUAGCCCAAAAUUUCAGCACUUUUUCGCAGCAGUGGUAAACAACAUAUGACCCGAAUUCUACUCGUUUGCCUGGUUAACGAAUCACUCCCGGACACUGUGACCUUUAUCCUGGUCGGGUAGAUCUGGAGCCUAUCUCGGGAACACUGGGCCCGGCCCAGGAAGACGGGAUUGGACACCAGUGUUUCGCUAAUCCACCUACUGACGUGAUUUUGGGAGGUGUGAGGAAACCUGAACCUGGAGGCACGAGAGCGUCCAAAAAAAAACUGUUCAGACACGAGCGCUUAAAAGAAAAGUGCCUGUAGAAAAACACGGAUAUGGCAAGAAAGUAAACGAACUCGAAAACUAUGAGCUAAAACAAUAAGCUAGACCGGGCACUCGGAAGAAGAAAACAAAGGAACGGAGGCACUAAGCACUGGAAAUCAACAAACAAAAGAUUUCCCCAAGGGACAGACAAGGACAGGAUUUUAGGUAGGCUAGAGAAACUAAUGAGAGCUCACGAGACAAGACGCAGGUGCAGAAACCAACCGUUCUGUGUGAGUCACAUGACGGUGACUUAAAAGAUGCCUACCGCCAUUUUGAAAAUCAUGGUCUUCACCCUGACCUUGGCAGGCUCUAUCCAGUGCGGUAAGGUCUUGGUGUUCCCUCAUGAUGGCAGCCACUGGGUUAACAUGAAUAUAUUGAUACAAGAGCUGCACAACAGAGGUCACAAUGUCACGGUCAUUCGAGCAGCUGAUAGCUGGUACGUCAAAGAGCAAUCACCUUACUACCACUCCAUAACCAUCGACUUCUCAGUGGGGCAAGACGAGGCUUUCUUCAACAGCUUUAUCUCCAGACAGCUACAGAUUCAGCGGGAAAGAAGCUCGUUUUGGACUCGAUUCAGUCUGGACAUGGAGCUGAAAACCAAGUUCUCUGAGAUUCACAGAAAGAUAUGUGAAAUGGUCAUCCAUAUAAUCGAGGAUCCUAAACUGAUCGCUUCCAUCAGAGAAGCACGGUAUGACGUGAUGCUAACAGACCCUGCGAACGGCGGAGGAGUCGUGCUUGCACGUUAUCUGCAUUUGCCGCUGGUUUUUAACGUCCGUUGGACGGUACACGGAGAGGCGCAUUUUGCGAUCGCGCCUUCGCCCUUAUCGUACGUUCCCUUUCCUUUAUCCAUGUUAACAGAUAAGAUGACCUUUUUUCAAAGGGUAUAUAACAUGCUCUUCUUUUACCUCAGGCUUUUCCUUUACAAGCGUAUCGUAGGGCCUCAUUACAGCGCUUUGUGUAACCGAUAUUUUGGUCCAGAUGUGGACUAUUUCAAAUUAUUCCAGGCAGCUGAUAUCUGGCUUAUGAGAGUCGAUUUCGUGUUCGAGUUCCCUCGCCCGACGAUGCCCAACGUCGUUUACAUGGGUUGCUUCCAGUGCAAACCCCCAAAAGCCCUUCCCGAUGAUUUAGAAGACUUUGCGGAAAGUUCCGGAGAGCACGGUAUUGUCGUUGUGUCACUGGGAACGCUGGUCGGACAGCUUCCUGACGACAUAGCCGACGAAAUGGCUGCCGGUCUUGCUAAGCUCCCUCAAAAAGUGAUCUGGCGAUACUUGGGGAAGAAACCGUCCACUCUCGGGAACAACACCAUACUCAGGGACUGGUUGCCUCAGAACGAUCUUCUCGGACAUCCCAAGACAAAGGUUUUUGUGAGCCAUAGUGGAACGAAUGGGAUUUUAGAAGCUAUUUAUCACAGUAUUCCAAUCGUUGGCCUUCCUCUGGUUUUUGAUCAACAUGACAAUAUCUUGAGGAUGAAAUAUAAAGGUGUAGCACAGGUCCUAGAUCUAGCCACUAUAAAUCAGAAUACGUUUCUUGAGGCUAUACAGGAAGUCAUAAACGAGCCUUCCUACAGUAUAAACAUGAAGAGGCUGUCCGGGAUUCUCCGAGACACACUUGUACAUCCUCUGGACAAUGCCGUCUUCUGGAUCGAGUUUGUUAUGAGACACAAAGGUGCUGCUCAUCUACGGACAGAGUCUUACAAAAUGCCUUGGUACGCUUACUACAGUGUGGAUGUUAUAGCGUUUUUACUGUUAGUUGCGUCAGGUACGAUUUUCCUCAGCUUCGCUGUAAUCCGAUACGUAUGCUGCAGGGCGUGUAGGAAAAAAAGAGUAAAACAAGACUGAUUCUACACAGCAAAACCCCAUAAUUUCAAAUAGCAGCAAAUACCAAGCGCUUAGAUUGCAUUCGUGGACGCAAACGAACAAACGAAAGUGCAGAGCCCAAGUUUUCAAUCAAUACCACAUUUGUGCCUGUAAGUAGAUGAGGUUUGACCUAAUCAAGUGGUUAAAACUUGUUGAAUCGUUGUGCAUUCAGUCUUGUUUUGGUGAAAGGAAAAAUGUGUAACUUUUUGCCACUAAGAAUAUGUAAUGGACAUUUUUAGUUUUAUGACUUCAUGGGAAAAAUGACGUAUUGGAUUUUGCUGUAUACAUCUUUUUAGUAGAGUUUGAAGGGAACCCCCCAACCCCCUCCCCCCCCCACACACACACACACAAAAGUAAAGCUGAUUUCAUGUGAAAGUGGUAUAAAUGUAACGUAAGAUUUAUUCCGUAUUUGAUUAAUAUUUUAGACAAGUGUAUAAAUAUUUCAGGACAAAUCACGGGUUUAUAUUUGAUAUUCAUGCACUCAUUCGAAUACAGUAUAAUUUCUAUAGUAAUCAUUUACAGAGACUUGUGUAUAUGAUGAAGUUCUCUGCGAGAUGCUUAUUUAGCAUCUUUUGUAAGGAGUCUCCAGUUUGAGAGCUUUAUAACAGUCAUAGGUAAAGAUGUAACUUUUAGUAGCAUGACAAGCUGCAAUUUUGAUUUUUUUUUAUUUGGCUAAUUAACUGGCUAAUUAAAUCACUUGUUUUGCUCAUUUUCUUUUCUUUUUCUUUUUUUUUAAAUUUCUGCUCAAAAACAAUCUCCAGUUUCAUUUCUGCUGAACAUUUCUACUGAUAAUUUCUACUGAACAUUUCUGCUGAACAUUUCUAGUGAACAUUUCUACUGAUAAUUUCUACUGAACAUUUCUGCUGAACAUUUCUACUGAUAAUUUCUGCUGAACAUUUCUAGUGAACAUUCCUGCUGAACAUUUCUUGCUAAUUUCCAUUCAUUCAUUCAUUCAUCUAUCUGCAUGCGCUUUACCAUGGUCAGGGUCACGGUGGAUCUGGAGCCAGCUAUUAAUAUGUAAAAGUAUGAUUGAUUAUUCUUCAAUGAGUAAAACAUAGCUAGCAUUGGGAAAUUCCUGUGGUAUAAGAGGAAUAAAACCCUUUGGGAUGUGAUUUUUUUUUUUUUUGUGGAAAAUAAUGGAAAACUUUGGGGUGGUAAUAUGGUAUAUUUUUAAAAAGUGAAUAGUAUAUGUUAAGAAAUCAAAGUGAGAUCGAAUGUAUGAGAGAGAAGAAAGAAAUCAGUAUAUUAAUCAGAGAAACUAAAAUCAAAGUAGGUCAAGCUGGUGUGACAUCGCCGCGUGCACAUUCCUCAUUGGGAAAAUAUAACCUUUUCUUCUAGGCUUGCUUUGUUAUAUAUCAGUGAAAACUCACCCUCUGUACCCGCUUGGAGACAUCGAGUCUGUACUCUGUAUGUUUAAGUCCCUAUCUUUUUUUACCAAUCUGAUGUUUGCGAUUCCUUAAUUUGUAUUGUUGAAAUCCAUGAUGAUUUGUAUGUAUGUCCGAUGAUCUGCAGACAUCUCGGCUUUUGUGAUUUUUCAAUAAAACUCUGAUUUUUGACAUCUGGAA